Molecule: messenger RNA, 2404 nt
Organism: Coffea eugenioides
Lineage: Eukaryota; Viridiplantae; Streptophyta; Magnoliopsida; Gentianales; Rubiaceae
Exons: 10
Coding region: 253-2235 (660 amino acids)
Biological process (GO): 7-methylguanosine cap hypermethylation; 7-methylguanosine RNA capping
Cellular component (GO): nucleus
Molecular function (GO): RNA cap trimethylguanosine synthase activity; protein binding
Source: RefSeq, a predicted model, not a curated record
UCGCACCAAGUACCAAAAAGUUUGACAGAGUACUAGAAAAAGUUUAGCAGCAGAAUAGGGGAAGACUGAAGAGGGAAGAGGCCUGUUCUCAGCUCAGGCGAACCGGUCAAUUCCUCCGACUCCGACACCGCUACCCUUUGACUACUAAUUCAACCCUAUUUUUUGCCCGAAGACAACUUCUGUCUGAAACCUUAAACCCUUGUCUGGCUAACCCAAAACCCCACCUGAAGAAAUUAGUCAAAACCAAUAAAUAUGGAGGCAGAAGAAACGCCGCCCCAACAUACACACACAGCAGAAGGUGGGGCAGCUGUCAAAGCUCUUGGCCCUCUCUUCAAGCUCGCUGAAGUAUACCUUUGGGAUGAUGCCUCACAGGAGAACCGAGGCGGGAUUUCUUCCCAGCUAAAUCAAGCCACUGGCAGAGGCAAUGCGGGCUCAUCUUCAAACGAUGGUGUGACGACAAAUGAGUUGUUCCCUCUGCCUGAAGAUUUGGAACUUGCCAGACAGAUGAAGGACCUGGGACUACCGUUUUCAUUUCACACAAACAAGGAGAAGAGGACUAUAAUUGGAGGGAAAAGGAAGGAUCCAAAGAAGAAAAAUCUUGACAAUUGUAAAGCCACCAAUCUGAAACUCUUAAACUCGUUCAAAGUGAGUGGAGGAGUGAAUCCAUCUCCUACUAUUGAUGAUGAUACCAAAAACAUUUCCUUAUGUUCCAUCUCCAUUCUAGACCAAAGUGAACUGUCAUGCUCUGCUAUUGCAGUGAACACCGAUCGAUUUAAUCACAUAUCUGAUGGAGAACGAGAUUCAAUGGCUUUUGCGACUUCUAGUACUUAUGUUGUAAACCCAUCUGCUUUGAGUGAUGAAAUAUCUGAUGUUGGGGCAGAUAGUAGCCUCUCUUGUGAAUAUGGAAUUACAAAACAUUUAGCAAGAGAAGACAAGAAAGUGGAAGCCAGUCAUGGGUUAGAUGAUGAUGUGUGUUCAGGAAAUUCUUUGGUAAUUGGGAGUGAACCGGAAUUAAGGCAACCAAAUGAUGAGCAUGUAGAAUCAUCCUUGGUGCUUGAUGAUGCAGUUGGUGGUGAGACAUUGACCGGUGAUGCCAGUGCUCUGAUAAUGGAUGAUUCUGAAGUUGCUUCAUAUUCACCGUUCUCAGAGCUGGUUGACUCCAAUACAGCUGACAGUAAUUGCAAAGGUGCUUUUGGUGAUUGGAGAACAUAUUGGGACGAGGAUUUCAUGAGAUAUUACUUUUAUAAUAUCAUCACAGAAGAGUCUACAUGGGAUCCACCUGAUGGAGUGUCAAGUGAUAUAGCUGCUGAUCCAACAAAACUAAUUCGUAACACAGAAGUACUUCUGGCUGACAUUCCAAAUUCUGGAGAAUCUGAUAAGCUGGGUAUUUCUUAUGGUCAGUCAGCUAAUUAUGCCCAGACAGGUGGUUUGGAAAAUGAUAGUGGAUCAUUGGAUCAAGCACUUGAUGAGUCUGGCGAAAUUGGUAUUUACGAUGAAAGCCUCAGUAGCAACAUGACAAAGAAGAAAACGAAAAUCAGGAGAUUAAAAUCAAGUGGGGAAUCGCCCCUUGCGAGUGAAGAGCGCCAAUUCCAAGGAGUUUCUGAAGAAUUUGAUCCUGUUAUAGGUAAAUAUUGGUGUCAAAGAUAUCUGCUGUUUUCAAGAUUUGGUGCUGGAAUACAAAUGGAUGUAGAAGGAUGGUUCUCUGUCACCGCAGAGGCAAUAGCCAAACAUCAUGCAUUUCGUUGUGGAGAUGGGACCACAGUGGAUUGUUUCACUGGAGUUGGUGGAAAUGCAAUCCAAUUUGCACUAAGGAGUCAACAUGUUAUUGCAAUUGAUAUCGAUCCAAGAAAAAUUGAGUAUGCACAACAUAAUGCAGCAAUAUAUGGUGUUGAUGACCACAUAGACUUCAUAGUUGGGGACAGUAUUCUUUUGGCACCCAAAUUAAAGGGAGACUCGGCCUUUCUGUCACCACCAUGGGGCGGACCUGAUUAUGCCAAAGAAAAAACAUUUGACAUCCAGACAAUGCUUCAGCCUUGCAAUGGGCAUUCUCUCUUCAACCUAGCAAAAAAAGUAGCCCCAAGAAUUGUCAUGUUCCUUCCAAAAACUGUUGAUAUUGACCAAUUGGCAGAGUUAGCUCUGUCUGCCAGUCCUCCAUGGUCACUUGAGGUGGAGAAGAAUUUCUUGAAUAACAAGCUUAAGGCAAUUACUGCAUACUUCACCGAACCCUCAGGAUAGAAGCUGUAAAUCAAAUUUGGGAUUGGCAACCUAGCAAUACAUUCUUGUCUUUCUAACUGUAUGGCUGUAUCUCCCAUCUCCUUUUUCUCUCAUUUACCCUUGCUUUUACAGGCCUAUUGAAGGCGUAUCUCUCUUCUCUAUGUUUAUAUGGCAUGCUGCUUUUUUUUUU